AUGUAUGCCGCGGGCUGUGGCAUCUCUGAGGCUGCAUGGGACAGAGAUGGGGCAAGUGGCUUACUAGGUGGUCAGCCCCACAGAGCACUCUCUGGGAAGGUGUGGAGCGUCAUGAUCUGCGUUAGAGCCCAAGACUGUCAAGGGUUCCAGGCUGUGCCUCCGCAAACCGAAUCAAGAGCUGCAGAAGGGGUUGCGGGAGCAAAUGCUAAAGAAAGCUGCACCCACAGGCAACUAGCGCUGAAGAAACCAUUCUGGGAGGAGCCCCGGAGGAAGAAAGUCAGCUUCCCGGGAACCUGGCAAGCCGGCCCCUACGAAAUCAGGAAAGACCUGCUUUCCUCCUACAGCGCUUCUCCGGCGCCCUCUACUGGCGAAGCAUGA
Molecule: messenger RNA, 378 nt
Organism: Rangifer tarandus platyrhynchus (Svalbard reindeer)
Lineage: Eukaryota; Metazoa; Chordata; Mammalia; Artiodactyla; Cervidae
Source: the annotation of a GenBank genome assembly